Messenger RNA from Bombina bombina (fire-bellied toad), 1233 nucleotides. RefSeq names its product mitotic arrest deficient 2 like 1 (gene MAD2L1). Gene Ontology annotation, biological process: mitotic spindle assembly checkpoint signaling. The transcript is spliced from 5 exons. The coding region runs from base 177 to 791 and encodes 204 amino acids. Gene Ontology annotation, cellular component: cytoplasm; kinetochore; nucleoplasm. The record is from RefSeq and is a predicted model, not a curated record. NCBI's taxonomy places the organism in Eukaryota, Metazoa, Chordata, Amphibia, Anura, Bombinatoridae.
GCAAGCGUGUCACUGCGAGCCAAUCAUCAUAAACGUUUUUUGAAGGAGGGCGUUUUCGGCACGCUUCGAGGUUUGAAGUUGAAGGCGCGAGCUAGCAGGGUUUUUGGAGACAAUCGCCUUCUGUGUAAAAGUUUAGUUUACAGUUAGGCGGUUUAACUGCAAAAGAACAGGAUAUAAUGGCAGCUCAGCAGACGCGUGAGGGGAUUACGCUGAAAGGCAGCUCCGAGAUCGUGGCUGAAUUUUUCUCCUAUGGAAUAAACAGCAUUUUGUACCAGCGUGGGAUUUAUCCACCAGAAACCUUUACGCGUGUUCAGAAAUAUGGGCUUACUCUCCUGGUCACUACAGAUCCAGAGCUGAAAAACUAUUUGAAUAAUGUUGUGGAGCAACUCAAAGAUUGGCUUUACAAAUGCCAAGUAGAGAAGUUGGUGGUGGUGAUCGCAAGUAUUGAUACUAAUGAAGUUCUUGAGAGGUGGCAGUUUGACAUAGAAUGUGAUAAAACAGUCAAGGAUGACAAUGUUGUUCGUGAAAAAUCACAAAAGGCUAUCCAAGAUGAAAUAAGAUCAGUUAUCCGCCAGAUCACUGCAACAGUAACUUUCCUUCCUUUGCUGGAAACUGCUUGUGCCUUUGACUUGCUAAUCUAUACAGACAAAGAUUUGGAAGUACCAGAGAAGUGGGAGGAAUCUGGACCUCAGUUUGUCUCCAACUCUGAAGAAGUCCGUCUUCGUUCUUUCACUACUACUAUUCACAAAGUAAACAGUAUGGUGGCAUAUAAAAAAAUUGAUUCUUAUUAAUGUCUAGUAUUUACUGCUUUACAGUAAGCUGCUAUUUUUGGAGCUAUGGGGUUUGAAUUACAGUGCUAUAUUUUUAUAUACAGUUCAACUAACUUUUAUGUGACUUUUAUGAUGCCCCCAUACUUUUGAGAUGUCUGUCACAAUUUGAUCUGUUACUCCAGUAACAUUUUUAAAAAAAAGUACAUAAAAAAUGCAUAAUUACUUCUUGUAUUUUCUUUUCUACAGAGCCAUAUCUCAAUAGUUGUUCAUAGUGUAAAAUUUGAUGAGAAAAGUUCUAUAAAUAGAUCAAAGUAUCUUUUUAAUGUGUACAUUUUGUAAUGUUUUCCCUUCUAAAGCCUAUCUUCUAUUUGUACAUUUAUUUUGCUAUAUAUGUGUCUUUCUGUUCUUGUAAAAUAGCCUUUGUCUUAAGUAUUGUGUAAAGUUCAAUAAAGAUAAACACACA